CAGUUACCUCAGACUUUUUGUGAAUACACACAGAGACAGUGCUCUAGACACGGAGUUUGAAGACUCCUGCUCACCUUCAUGAAUGAGGGGUUGGCUUUCCCCUGGCUGAGAAGAGUCUUUGGGUUUACAGAAAUGUACUUAAGAUCUUAGAGAAAAAUGGAGGCCUAACUUAUGAGAAAAAGAAGCUGGCACUGCCACAGGUCCUCCACGUCCUGUGGAGAAAUGGUCUCAGAUGCCCUUCACCUUGGCUGGAGUAGGGGGAAGGGUGUGAUCCCCGCCCCUCACAAACACUAAAGGCAGAGAUGAAAGUGGCUGCUUUCACACAAGGGCCACUUCUGGUUUCCUUCCCCACUCAGCGCACCACUUGGGAGGGAGUUUCAGCUACUUCUCAUAAUGAAAGUGACGUUGGUUUCUCUGCCACAAGUGAAUGAGGGGCAAAGAGGGGUAUCUUCUUUGUUCCUGGAGCCUGCCCUGGAAUUAACCUUGUACUAUUCAGAAGAUCAAGAAGUGCUAAGCCUGGCAGCAGUGCAACAGCAGGGCCAGCCCUCGGUGAGGCCUCUCUCUGGCUCCCCAGUCAUGCCCUGGCAGCUCUCUGCAGCGGUAGUGUUCUUCGUGUCCCUGGCUGUGAUUGUGCAUUAUGGCAGUCAAAUAAGAGCUAAAGUGUUCCCAGAGACUGCGGACUAUCAGCCUACAACCGCAACAACAGUGCAGGCCAUAGCAAAACCUUUCCUACAACCAACUAACCAAGUACCUCCCAAAACUUCAGCAGUAAGAUCAACAGAUGGUCAUGUCACCUCUCAGAGAGCUGCCACAACCUCCAUCUCUGAACCCCCAAUCACACACACAACAAUAAGAACUCUAGUAACAACUUCCUUGGAAACUAUAAACAGUACCCCAUCUACCAGCACCACAGUCCACACCUUAGUCACAACCCCGGCCACACCCAAUAACUCACACACAGCUGCUCCAGGCACUGAGGCCUCCAUUGGCUCCAGGGCAGCGCCAGGUUCACUGCCAACCACCAUCACCCCACCAGCCCAUACAACAGGAAACAGCCCCACAACUAGGAAAACCACCCAACCCAGUAACCAGACCACCCUUCCAGCAAUGUUGUCCACCUCACCACAUAACAGCACAACUAGUCAGAAGUCUACUCAACCCAUGCACACCUCAGGAGCCACCACAGCUGCACACAAUACCACCCAAACAGCCUCACCUGCCACCAUGGCUCCUGGGCCCACUCUGGCACCUCAGCCUUCAUCAGCCAAGACCGGAAUUUAUCAAGUUCUGAAUGGAAGCAGGCUCUGUAUCAAAGCAGAGAUGGGGAUAGAGCUAACGGUUCAAGACACAGAGUCGGUUUUUUCAACUCAGAGAUACUUCAACAUCGACCCCAAUGCAACGCAGUCCUCCGGGAACUGUGGCUCUCGAAAAUCCAACCUUCUCUUGAAUUUCCAUGGUGGAUUUGUGAAUCUCACAUUUACGAAGGAUGAAAACUCCUAUUAUAUCAGUGAAAUGAGAGCCUAUUUGACAGUCUCAAAUCCAGAGAAAAUUUACCAAGGAAUGAAAAGUGCUAUGGUGAUGUUUGAGACUGUGGUUGGGCAUUCCUUCAAGUGUGUGAGUGAGCAGAGCAUCCAGCUGUCAACCCAGCUUCAACUGAAAACAAUGAAUGUCCAAUUUCAAGCCUUUGAUUUUGAAGACGACCAAUUUGGAAAUGCAGAUGAAUGCUUCAGUGACAGAAACAGGAGAGAAAUCCCUGUGGCUGUGGGCCUGAGUAUCGCAGGACUGCUUGUCGUUUUGCUAACAGCAUGCCUGGUGGCCAGAAAGAGGCCCAGUAGAGGAUAUGAACGUGUGUAAAGCCCCACCUUCUUCAAAGUGUGCAAGGUUAAGGCCUUGGGAAUUCUGGCUUCAUAUUCAGCCUGAAGUGAAGAAAUCAGUUCUUCUAGUAGCCUAUCCCACCCUCCCAAUCUUAUUAGGAAACCCAACUUUCCCCCAGGGGCCAUCUGAAGGCUAAUUAAAACGUAGCCACCACUUUCUCCUGUUGGCAUAGGGAGGCUGUGCCAUAUGGGCUUGAAUUCCAUCUUCCACACCUGGUAAUAGAGGGCUGGCUUUGAGAAUUAGGGAUAAGAAGCAGGGACAUGCUUGGGAGAGGGAGAGAGCAAAUACCCAAAGGGAGAAUUGUAGAAGGACAUUUUCAAACAGCACUGAUUUUUCUUACACAUUUUGAAGAGUCUCAAUAUCUAGUUAAAAUGUAUACAUUACUUCUUUAAAAACCAAUCCAUUUCAAAAUAGAUUCUAAAGUCAUUUAAAACUCCUGAAUUGUGCCCAAUUCCUGAUUUACUUGAAUUACAGAAUGGUGUUAAUAGACUAUUAUUUUUAAAAAGACAUUCUAUGCUAUUAUAAUGUGUUAUUAGUAAAAAAAAAAAAAAAACCUAGAUAGCUUCCCAACAUUUCAUUUUUUUUAAAUGUUUAUUUUUGAGAGAGAGUGUGCGAAACACAGAAGGUGCGGGGGUGGGGGGCAGGUGGCAGAGGAUCCAAAGUGGGCUCUGCACUGACAGCACAGAGCACAAUGUGGGGCUCGAACUCAUGAACCUUGAGAUCAUGACCUGAGGGGAAGUCGGAUGCUCAACUGAUGGAGACACUCAAGUGUCCCCCAACAUUUCAUUUUUUUAAAAUAGAAAGCACAUAUCAAAGAUCUUGCCAAACGAAAGAGGAUCCAAAUUCUUCACCUUCAUUUGUUGUCUGCCUUAACGCUUUUUUUCUCUGCUUUAUUUUCUUUGAUUCUAGUCUAUACUUGUACAUUUGUUAAUUUGGGCCACAGUAGGGAGGGGAUGCAGGCUAAGCAUCAAAAAUGAUCAGGAAUGGCAAGCAGACCAGGUAGAUCUACGCCAGAUUAUCACCCACUUUUCCUUUUAAGCAAAGCUUUACCAAGAAAAUCAUAAACCAGGAGGUUCCUGACUGGACGGGGAGGAAAAAUUCUAUCAAAUAUGGCUUGGAAUGUUACUUGUGCUUUUCUAUUACAUUGUUUAAAUGGGAGAAUCGAGGUUUUCAUUUCAGAGACAAGGGGGAGGAAUGGGCUUCUGGAUGCUUUCAACUGCUUUUCCCAACAGGUAGUUUUGUUUUUCUGUAUUUGCCAGAGGUGCCAUUCAUUGUUUUGAACAGGAAGUGUGUGAAAGUUGGCAACAGCUGUAUAACCACUGCUUACCUAGGGCAUGUACUGGCUUUCCCUGGAAGGAUUUUAGCUGUCUCCACUUUCUCAGAAGUGAGGGUGGGGAAGGCAGAGGUUCAAGAGAGCUUCAAGAGCCCCUGACGACGUUCACAGUAUCA
This is a messenger RNA of Acinonyx jubatus (cheetah), 3324 nucleotides long. It is a transcript of the gene LAMP3, whose product is annotated as lysosomal associated membrane protein 3. Gene Ontology annotation, cellular component: membrane. Lineage: Eukaryota; Metazoa; Chordata; Mammalia; Carnivora; Felidae. The record is from RefSeq and is a predicted model, not a curated record. The coding region runs from base 394 to 1854 and encodes 486 amino acids. The transcript has 6 exons.